AUGCAGGUGGUUGUUGUGGACUUUACAACAUGCCUGACGGUGGAGGAAGCUGUAAAAGAUCUGAUGCACCAGGAGGAGUACCACAGGGCCACAGCUCAGAGAGGUGUCCUUGAGCAUGGCAGAACAGGGGAUGGAUUUGAACUUAUGUUUGGCAUCAACCAUCUUGGCCAUUUCCUGUUAACCAACCUGCUGUUAGAACGGCUGAAGGAGAGCGGACCCAGCAGGGUCGUGAAUGUGUCGUCUUUGGCGCACGACUUUGGAAACAUUGAUUUUGACUGUCUGAACUCCCACAAAGCUCUGGGGACAGGGACGUCUUUCAUGCACAGAUUCCAAAUCUACUCUGACAGUAAGUUGUGCAAUAUUCUGUUCACCCACGAACUGGCCAAGAGACUGCAAGGAACCAAAGUCACCUGCUACUCCCUCCACCCAGGGUGUGUCAGAACUAAGCUGCUCAAGGAUGUAAAUCCAUUUUUACGAACACUCAUGAUACCUGUGGAAGUUCUGUUUAUCAAGAACACCACCCAGGGAUGCCAGACCACCCUGCACUGCGCUCUGCAGGAGGGCAUUGAACAUCUCAGUGGGCGUUACUUCUCCAACUGCACUGUGAAGGAAGUCGGCGCUAAAGCCAAGGAUGAUGCAACAGCAACAAAGCUGUGGGAGAUCAGCAACAAGUUUUGUGAACUUUAA
Nematolebias whitei (Rio pearlfish) is the source of this 687-nucleotide messenger RNA. Its product is annotated as retinol dehydrogenase 11-like. The transcript has 3 exons. Bases 1 to 687 code for a protein of 228 amino acids. The record is from RefSeq and is a predicted model, not a curated record. NCBI's taxonomy places the organism in Eukaryota, Metazoa, Chordata, Actinopteri, Cyprinodontiformes, Rivulidae.